Molecule: messenger RNA, 1926 nt
Organism: Aspergillus saccharolyticus JOP 1030-1
Lineage: Eukaryota; Fungi; Ascomycota; Eurotiomycetes; Eurotiales; Aspergillaceae
Product: Zn(II)2Cys6 transcription factor
Exons: 4
Biological process (GO): regulation of DNA-templated transcription; DNA-templated transcription
Cellular component (GO): nucleus
Molecular function (GO): DNA binding; DNA-binding transcription factor activity, RNA polymerase II-specific; zinc ion binding
Source: RefSeq, a predicted model, not a curated record
AUGACCACGUUCGGCCGCUCGGCCGGAAAGAGGUUGCCUAUAAGCUGUCAGGCAUGCCGAACCAGGAAAAUCCGCUGCUCUCGCGACGGGCGUCCAUGUCAGACCUGUGUUCGCCGUGGCUUGGGGGCAGAAGACUGUAUCUACCUGGGCCAGCCACGACUCUCUUCCCAGCAAGCUUUGGUGGCUGCUCCACCUGAACAGAAUGAGUUGCUUUCCCAGAUUGGUAACCUCGAAGAUCUGCUCCAGGAACAGGUUCGAAUUCAGCCAAGCGACGUUACUCAUAUGUCACCCCAGAGAUCGCCUAGCGGCACCGAAAGUGGAGCCGAGUUGGAGCCUGCGUUCGAUACGUUCAGUGCCGGAUACGUUCGUUAUCUGCCGUGGGUGGCCUGUCUCCCCAUCUCCAGGGGUCAGUCGGCAGUUAAUGUCGAGAGCGAACUUCCGGACGAGAGCGAUGACCUGCAACUCCCCUUUGCCAAAAAUCAUGUUUCUCGAGAUGAGCUGUUAGCGAUUCUCCCCCCGCGCCGAUAUUGCGAUGCGCUCAAGGAUAUUUAUUUAAGAGUCUUCUCGCCUCUGUUCCACAUUCUGCACGACCUUACAUUCGAGACUGAAUAUCAACAAUUCUGCCACGAUGCAAACAGUGUGACCACUGCAUGGAUCGCACUUCUGUUCGCGAUCCUCUCGAUUGCAGUCACUGCGUUGAAAGACGAUGAGCUUCUACUUUCGGAUAUUGGGCGAGAGAAGACGGCUAGUCGAAACAUCAAAGCAUUAUCUGCACGCUAUCGGUCGGCCUCACUGCGAUGCCUGGCCGCAGAUAAUGUCCUAUCUCGACACUCAAUCAACUCCCUUCAAUCACUGAUCCUCGUAAAUUAUGCUCGAGCUCAACGUGGUCUUCCCAUCUGGACCCUGCUCGGAUUCACACAUCAUGUAGCCAUCUCCAUGGGUUGUCACGUCGAUCCCAGCCGAUUCGAUCUCGGUCUCAUCGAACAAGAGGAGCGCAGACGUGCCUGGAUGGGGCUCACUUCUCUAUUCACCAUUCAGAGUACACUUUUUGGCUGUUUGCACGACGGCAUCGCGCCCAAUGAUGUCAAGCUGGCCUUGGAUAUCAACGAUGUUGAUUUGCUGACGGGUUCUUUCCCGGGACAACCAACACAUCCAACGCACAUGACAUACCUACUGUUGGAGUCACAUCUUAACAGAGUUUUGCUGAUGAUAUGCGAAACUCUGUUUAGCGCGUCGCCGAGGUCUGAUCCGUACCAAUUGGAAGCUCAGAUUCUGGCCGUCCGUGAAAUGUGCGACCAGCGGUACAAGCCUACUUCCACCCUUGAGCCCAUCCUAUUGCCUCACCAGGCCAACCUGAACAUCCUCUACAGCUAUAUCCAUCAGCUACUUCUUCUUCUCCAUCGUCCAGCUCUUUGUGCCUACUUGCAAGCGGACUUUACGCCCGAAACGUACGCAGCGCGGACCAAAUGCGUCUCCUCCGCCCGGGCAUCUUUGGCCAUCUACCAAACCCUCCACGAGUCGCCUCCCUACGCCUCCUACAAAUGGUACAAUAGUUAUCUCGGCAGUUUCCACGCCUUCCACGCCGCCGUGGUUUUGUCCGCGACCCUGAUGUCCCCAGAAACACAGUUCGAGUUCGACGAAUCUAAGGGCCUACUCUGGGAUGCCCUGGAGACCUUUGCCGCUCUGUCCAACCGCAGCAAUUUCUGCAGCAAGGCUGUGCCAGUCCUGCGUCAGAUAAUUGAGACGACCUGCACCCACGGCCAACAAGUCCUGGCCUCGCUGGUAGGGAUGGAUGCUCAUGCCGCUGGCCUGAUCAGUCCUGCCGGAGACUAUGUGUCCUUCCCUCCCAUGCAAGCUAUCCCAGAGCAGCUGCUCGCGCAACUCCAGCCGCAGAAUUGGAUUAAUCCAGCCUCGGUCCCAUGGGAA